CUCAAACCCAGACCGCCUGUCUGUGUGUCUCUGUCCCUGCCAUGAUUUGAAUAAGUCAGCUAUUUCCUUCAGUACAGUACACAACCAAAUAACCUGCUCACCUGAUUGAUUCAUCACACCACAUGAAUAAGAUCAAUAGUAUUUAAUAAAAUAAACCGACCAUGGUACUUCUUCCUGCCCUGCUUCUCCUCUCGGUUGUUCCCAUUUCAAGCGGUUCAGAUCGACUAAGAACAAAAUUCUACUUUGUUGAAACACAAAUGCGGAUAGAUGAUGCACUGAGGGCUUGUAAAGACAACCACACGGACCUUGUCACAAUCUAUGAUAAAGAAUGGAAUACGGAGCAAGCUAAACUAUUAGUGAAUGGAUCUAAUAAUUGUAGCUUGAUUGGAGCCAACGGCUGUACAUGGUCAGACGGUGAACCGGUCACAUUCAUCAACCUCAGCAGGAUUUUUACUGAGGAAAAAUGCUGUGGUGCCCUAACCACUGGUGGAAAAUGGGAGUGUGUCAACUGUACUUCAAGAAUGUACUUCAUGUGUUAUAAAAAAAAAGGUCAAGAUCAGACACCAUUUUAUAGUUUAAUUCCUGAAAACAAAACCUGGUUUGAGGCUCAGCUGUACUGCAGAGAGAAUCACACUGAUUUAGUCACUAUCAGAAAUGAGGAGGAAAAUCAACUGGUGAAGAAUGCAGUAAAUGGGAGUGACUCUAUCUGGAUUGGCCUUCGGUAUAAUUACAGUGUUGCAUGGACUGAUGCUGGACAAUCUGGUUACAAAGAAAAAUGCUUUAGACUUCUCUCAAAUCGCCCAAAUGAAUCUUGUGAAACGAAAAAGAGUACCUGUGCUGCUCUUUGCUACAAAAGGUUCAUUCAUGUUAGUCCAGUUUAUGCAACCUGGGAGCAGGCUCUGGAUCACUGUGACAAAAAGUUUGCAGGACUACUGCGCUUCGAGUCUGAGGAUGAUCAGACAGAAACGGAGCGAGAGCUAAAAAGACAGAAUAUCUCGGGGCCCGUGUGGGUGGGGCUUAGACAGAGUCGACUUUUCGGAUUCUGGAUUUGGUCCAACGGGCUCUAUGUGGGAAACUGGAUCAAAUGGAAAGGAGGAAGUCCACCGGAGCAUCAAAUGUCCCAGCACUGCGGUGCCUUAGAGAAGAGAGUGAACGACACAUUCGAAUUGAGUGAUAAAGACUGCAGAUCUGAAUUUAGGUUUUUAUGUGAGGUAAAGUAAUAAAUGCACAGUUUUCAGCGCUCCGCCUCCCUAGAAUGAGGGAAGAAAAAAAAAAAAAAAAAAAAAAGUAUAAUAAAGCUAUACUUGCUGUUUUUGUUGCCUUUUUCAUGUUUAUCUAAUUGAGUCAUUCACUGUAUGAUUUUACUACUGUAAACCUUUAUGCUUUAAACUAAGAAUUAGCAUUAAAAGUUGUUUAUGAAUGCACAUGACAUCCACUUGUUCACUGCUAAUAUCUACAGCAUUUGUAUCUGGUGUAUCUAUAAGUAAACUGAGACAUGCAGCCGGUUCAUUAAUAUCAUAAGUGUGCUAUCUGUGAUCGCGACAAUGCAAUGCAGGUGUGUUGCAAAGAUUGCAUAUUUAUGCAAACAAACAAACAAACAAAUAAAUGAUAAAACAAA
Labeo rohita (rohu) is the source of this 1618-nucleotide messenger RNA. RefSeq names its product macrophage mannose receptor 1. The coding region runs from base 162 to 1220 and encodes 352 amino acids. The record is from RefSeq and is a predicted model, not a curated record. The transcript is spliced from 5 exons. Lineage: Eukaryota; Metazoa; Chordata; Actinopteri; Cypriniformes; Cyprinidae.